AUGGGCACGUGGGAGCACUUUGCGAACAGUGUGCCGAUGAUCCUGCAAAACGGCAUUGGCGGUAUGAGUUUCUGUGGCGCUGACAUCGGUGGCUUCUUCGGCAAUCCUGACUCGGAGCUGCUCGUGCGCUGGUACCAGGCUGGCAUUUUCGAGCCGUUUUUCCGUGCACACGCCCAUAUCGACACCAAGCGCCGCGAGCCAUACCUGUUUGACGGCGAGGUCGGCGACGCGCUCCGCAUGCUCCUGCAGCUACGCUACAAGCUCCUGCCUGUUUGGUACACGGCGUUCUGGGAUUCCAGCGUGAAUGGCCAGCCUGUGUUGAAGCCCCAGGCCCUCAUGUUCCCGGACGAUCCACGUGGCUUUGCUAUUGACGACCAGUAUUACCUUGGCGAGUCCGGCCUCCUUGUGAAGCCACCCGCAAAACAAGGCAUCUCGCAUGUCGAUAUGUACUUGGCCGAUGACCAGGACUACUUCCACUACCACACCAAGGCUGUAUACCGCGGCCGGGGCGUCGUCCACGUGCCAGCGCCGCUGAACGUGCAAAUGCCCCUCUUGCAGCGUGGCGGCUCCAUCUUGCCCGUCCGCGAGCGCUUGCGUCGAGCAGCGGAGCUGCAACGCUUGGAUCCAUUCUCACUGCACGUGGCUAUUGGCCGCGACGGCUCGGCACAUGGUCACUUGUACAUGGACGAUGGCCAGACAUAUGCCUACCGUGACCAGCAAGCGUUCAUUGCGCGUGCAUUCACCUGGGCGCCUGAGAGUCCGACGCGCCGUGUCAGCGUCGCUGCCGACAUCGAACGAUGGCUCCGUUCUCCAGCGCGCAGGCAAUCCAUAUGA
Molecule: messenger RNA, 834 nt
Organism: Malassezia globosa CBS 7966
Lineage: Eukaryota; Fungi; Basidiomycota; Malasseziomycetes; Malasseziales; Malasseziaceae
Exons: 2
Coding region: 1-834 (277 amino acids)
Biological process (GO): N-glycan processing; carbohydrate metabolic process
Cellular component (GO): glucosidase II complex
Molecular function (GO): alpha-glucosidase activity
Source: RefSeq, a predicted model, not a curated record